AUGGCGAAAAGGAUGUACAUAAAAGACGUGAUAAUGUUUAUCCCGAUUUUAAAUUUUGGUCAGUUCGUGCUUGCCCAUGACCAAACAGCACUGAUUUAUACCAUUUGGGUUAAUUUUAUCGGAUUUUUCGUGAUUAUCGUCCUGUACACGAAUAAUGUAUGUGUGCUGGAAGCUUGUUUCAAGGAUAUAAAUAAUAACUUAGUUAACGUGAGGGAAACUAUAAUUAAUGACGAGCCUCACCUCCUCAGAAGGGUUUAUCACACACGAAAGAAUCCCAUGUUACUGGCAGAGUUGAGAAUGCUUAAGAAGCAACAUCUAGAGAUCAGCGAAGCUGUUAAGAUGUUGAAUUCUGCAUUUGGUUCAACGAAUCUAGCAAUAUUCACAUUUUUAUUACUAGACGUUACGUUCAAUCUCUACAAAUACCUUGUGGAACUGAACCAAGGAGGCAGACUCACAGAAUUGUUCUCCUACACUUUGUUCUUUGUACUUUACUAUGCCACAUAUGUGAUUCUAAUUAUUUGGUACGUCGAGAAGGUCAAGACACAAGUUAGACAAAUUGGUUCGAAUAUACAUCGACUUGUCAUACACACGUAUGAUAAAGAAAUCACAAACGAGUUGAAGUUGUUUUCGUUGCAAGUGUUACAAAGAGAGAUUACGUUCACAGCGACAGGGUUUGUAAUAGACGCGACUCUUCUGACCAAGGCAGUGUGUAGCAUUACUACGUUCCUCUUAAUACUAAUACAAUUUCUGGUGAAACCUUGUUAA
Ceratina calcarata is the source of this 765-nucleotide messenger RNA. RefSeq lists its product as uncharacterized. The coding region runs from base 1 to 765 and encodes 254 amino acids. The record is from RefSeq and is a predicted model, not a curated record. Gene Ontology annotation, cellular component: dendrite; axon; neuronal cell body. Gene Ontology annotation, biological process: male courtship behavior; chemosensory behavior; sensory perception of taste. The transcript has 3 exons. NCBI's taxonomy places the organism in Eukaryota, Metazoa, Arthropoda, Insecta, Hymenoptera, Apidae.